AUGGUUGCUUCUGAAGUUCAAAAUAACGUCAAUGACGUUGAAGCUCAAUCUGAUGCUGAAUACAUCCCACCAUAUCAAUCAAGAUCAAAAGUUUUAGGUUUAAAUGAUACUUUAAGAAACCAUGUUGUUGCCGUUAUUGGUGAAUUUGUUGGUACCUUUUUAUUCUUAUGGUCAGCUUUUAUGAUUGCACAAAUUGCUAAUCAAAACCAAGAUGUUGUUAACAAAGUUGAAGGUUCCCAUCCAUCUCAAUUAAUUAUGAUUUCAUUUGGUUUUGGUGUUUCUGUUGCUGUUGGUGUCUUUAUCUUUUUCAGAAUUUCUGGUGGUAAUUUAAAUCCAGCUGUUACUUUAACUUUAGUUUUAGCUAGAGCUAUUCCACCAGUUAGAGGUGCUUUAAUGAUGCUUGCUCAAAUGGUUGCUGGUAUGGCUGCUGCUGGUGCCGCUUCUGCUAUGACUCCUGGUGAAAUUGCCUUUGCUAAUGCUUUAGGUGGUGGUUGUUCAAGAUCAAGAGGUGUUUUCAUUGAAGCUUUUGGUACUGCUAUCUUGUGUAUUACUGUUUUAUUCUUAGCUGUUGAAAAACAUAGAGCUACUUACAUGGCCCCAUUAGUUAUUGGUUUAGCUUUAUUCAUUGGUCAUUUAAUCUGUGUUUACUACACUGGUGCUGGUUUAAACCCAGCUAGAUCAUUUGGUCCAGCCGUUGCUGCUCGUUCAUUCCCAACUUACCACUGGAUCUACUGGGUUGGUCCAUUCUUAGGUUCAUUGAUCUCAUUUGGUGUCUGGCAAUUAUUGAAAAUUUUAAACUAUGAAACUGCUAACCCAGGUCAAGAUUCUGACCAUUAG
Messenger RNA from Hansenula ciferrii, 837 nucleotides. RefSeq lists its product as uncharacterized. Gene Ontology annotation, molecular function: water channel activity. Lineage: Eukaryota; Fungi; Ascomycota; Saccharomycetes; Phaffomycetales; Wickerhamomycetaceae. The record is from RefSeq and is a predicted model, not a curated record. Gene Ontology annotation, biological process: transmembrane transport. The coding region runs from base 1 to 837 and encodes 278 amino acids. Gene Ontology annotation, cellular component: plasma membrane. The transcript has a single exon.